AUGGCGUCCUGCCCGAUCCGCCCAGCUGGCAAAGCUCCUGAGAAGAAGGAGGCCGGCAAGAAGACCACUGCUGCUGGUGGCGAGAAGAAAAAGCGAUCCAAGACCAGAAAAGAGACCUACUCGUCCUACAUCUACAAAGUCCUCAAGCAAGUCCACCCAGAUACUGGUAUCUCAAACCGCGCCAUGUCCAUCCUCAAUUCCUUCGUCAAUGAUAUCUUUGAGCGUGUCGCCACUGAAGCCUCCAAGCUUGCUGCAUACAACAAGAAAUCCACCAUCUCUUCCCGAGAAAUUCAGACUUCCGUGAGACUCAUCCUGCCAGGUGAACUUGCCAAGCAUGCCGUCUCUGAAGGCACAAAGGCCGUCACCAAGUACUCCUCGUCCGCCAAAUAAACGACAUUUUGUUUUCUUGCUUUCCUUUUUCUACUAUAUGAUUUUGCUUUCCGUUUUAAUUCCUCACGGUCAAAUGUCUUUUCUGCGGCUCAGUGAGGUGGUUACGGGUGUUCAGUGGGUUUUUCUUUUAUUUUAACGUUUCAUGGGACGGCUUUGAUUUUAUUUCCUGUUCAAAUUUUCUUUUUGUGCCGAUGCCGCAUGUUUAUGGGUUGCAAUUCGUAUCGGUGUGAUGGAAUGUACAAUAAAUUACUGGAAUAUGGAAGGCAAUCCGGCAUGGGAUUAUUGGCCACUGGCCCUUCCUCGAUUAAAGCAGCAAAAUAAAUGUGCUUUAUUCUCGCGCAAUUUCUCUCAUCGCCCCGGCCCUAUUUACAUUUUGAAAAUCAGCCACCAGGGAUUUCGGCAUCUUAAUUUCCAGACGUUCAUAGGAGAUCUUCGUGCGGUAUACGAUACUUUGGUAAAUGGCUC
Messenger RNA from Histoplasma capsulatum G186AR, 855 nucleotides. RefSeq names its product histone H2B. The transcript is spliced from 5 exons. The record is from RefSeq and is a predicted model, not a curated record. Gene Ontology annotation, biological process: nucleosome assembly. Lineage: Eukaryota; Fungi; Ascomycota; Eurotiomycetes; Onygenales; Ajellomycetaceae. Gene Ontology annotation, molecular function: structural constituent of chromatin; DNA binding; protein heterodimerization activity. Bases 1 to 390 code for a protein of 129 amino acids. Gene Ontology annotation, cellular component: nucleosome.